AUGGAGAUUGACAAGUCGAAAUCAGAAUACAAUGAAGUAGCUCUUCAACUAGUAACUGAUCCUGAUAACUACGAUCUUUGGGUCAAGUUACUCACUGCUGCUGAGAAUCUAAAUGGUGGAAUUUGCAAAAAAAGCUCCAAUGAUGACAUUGCUUUGUUGUAUGUCAGCUACAAACGAUUCUUGGACAAGUUUCCGUUAUACGAGAAAUUUUGGAUAAUAUUUGCUAACUGGUUUUUUAAACUUGGUCAAAUUAACCAGGCUGAUUUGAUUUUUCUCAAUGCUUUGAAGUUCAUUCCAAGUUCGGUAUUGAUUUGGGAAAAUUACUUGAAAUUUAAGAUUCUAACUGUCCAUAACACUGAUGGUAUUGACAGGUACAAAUUUAUCAAAAGACUCUUUCUCAAGGCUGAACUAAAAAUUGGAUUGCACUACCUUUCGACUGAUUUUUGGGAUUUGUAUUUAAAAUUUGAAGAGGAAAAUAACGAAAACUCGGCUGAUAAAAAAUUUCAAAUUUAUUUGAUACUAAGAAAAUUGAUUGAAUUACCAAUUUAUGGAUUUUCAAAAUAUUAUGAGAAAUUUAUGAAUUUUCUAGAUUUGAACUUAAAUUUAAAAGAUGUUUCAACUUAUGUUACUAAUAAAGAUCUAAUCAAAUUGGGUUAUACCAAUCAAUCAUUGCAAUUGUUGCUUAAAAAGGAUUCAACUAAUUCUGAUUUUUCAUCUGAUAUUCCCAAAAUCUUGAAAGAUAUCAAAAAUAAAAUAAAGAAAAUUUACACUGAUUUAUACAUAACAGUUCAGUAUGAAGUGUUUAAGAUAUAUGAGUUUGAAAAAAAAAUUGUUCAUCCGUAUUUUCAUACAACUUAUUUAUCCAAACAAGAAUUAUUAAUUUGGGAAUCCUAUUUAAACUAUUAUGAAUUGGAUACUUUAAAUUACACCAAUUUCAUAGUUCAGAAUUUCCACAAAAAGAUACAAACAAUUUAUGAAAGAUGCUUAAUUUCAACUGCAUUAUAUGACAAAUAUUGGUUGAGAUAUGCAAAUUACUAUAUCAAUUUAAAUGAAUUUGAAAACAGUAAAAACAUUUUACUUCGAUCGAUUUUCCAUUUACCAAAGACAUCAAUAAAAGUCAAAUUAAAAUUAGUACUAGUUGAAUUGUAUCAAAAAAAUUAUUUUAGAGUGAAUGACAUUAUAAUUGAUUUACUUUCAAGUUUCAAGAAUGAAAUUGAGAUUUGGGUAUAUUUUUUAAAUAUUCAAAUUUUG
Molecule: messenger RNA, 1251 nt
Organism: Ascoidea rubescens DSM 1968
Lineage: Eukaryota; Fungi; Ascomycota; Saccharomycetes; Ascoideales; Ascoideaceae
Gene: PRP42
Product: mRNA splicing protein PRP42
Exons: 2
Biological process (GO): mRNA 5'-splice site recognition; RNA processing
Cellular component (GO): U2-type prespliceosome; commitment complex; U1 snRNP
Molecular function (GO): protein binding
Source: RefSeq, a predicted model, not a curated record